Messenger RNA from Medioppia subpectinata, 1569 nucleotides. The record is from the annotation of a GenBank genome assembly. NCBI's taxonomy places the organism in Eukaryota, Metazoa, Arthropoda, Arachnida, Sarcoptiformes, Oppiidae.
AUGUCCAUCACUUAUAAUUUUGCCGGUAAAGUGGCCCUGAUCACUGGGUCGAGUUCGGGUAUCGGUGCGGCCAUAGCCUUACUGUUUGCCAAAUCGGGAGCCAAUGUUGUGGUGACGGGUCGUAACGCCGGGCGAGUGUCAGAAGUGGCCAAACAGUGUCUCGACGUAUCGCCCGAUGGCUUGAAAGCGCUGGAAGUGGUGGCAGACGUGACCAGAGAUGAAGAUCUUCAGCGACUAGUCGACACAACUAUCACUACUUUCGGCAAAAUAGAUGUUAUGGUGAAUAACGCGGGAUCAGCUCUAAAGGCAGACAUCACUGCCACUGAUUUCAUGGAUAACUACCGACAAGUAUUUAAGACAGACUUGGAUUCCGCGCCUCAAUACUCACCGUAUUGUAUGUCAAAGUCAGCGCUGGAUAUGUUUACCAAAUGCAUGGCCUCGGAGUUGGGACCCAAAGGCAUACGCGUUAAUAGCGUUAGUCCCGGUGCUGUUAAAACAAACUUUUCAUUGAACACUGGCGUGUCUCAGACCGACUCCGACCAGUUUUACGAUACAUACGCCCGACUCUACCCAAUUGGUCGGUACGGCGAGGGCUCAGACAUCGCUAAUGCGGUCCUGUAUUUGGCUUCAGACGACUCUUCAUUCAUAACGGGCUCGAGUCUGGUCGCAGACGGCGGACAUCUGGCCGCUAAUUGGUUAUCAGCCAUAAUACUAGCCAUAUGUCUGGCCGGAGCGUUGGGGGCGUCGUUGGAGACCAAACUGGCGGUACGUUUGGCCGGCGGUCGGGUAGUGGGCGGUGAGGACGCUCAGGCGGGUCAGGCCCCGUGGCAGGUGUCCAUUCAGGUGAACGGCUGGUUCGGGUGGAUGGGCGGUGAGGACGCUCAGGCGGGUCAGGCCCCGUGGCAGGUGUCCAUUCAGGUGAACGGCUGGUUCGGGUGGAGUCAUAAUUGUGGCGGUUCUCUGGCGGGCAAACGCUCGGUAGUCACCGCUGCCCACUGUGUCGACACCUACCAACCGGCUGAAUUGAAAGUAUGGUACGGUGGUCUAAACCGGGAACAACUGGCCGUAAACAACGAGAUUGAUGAAAUAAAAUACCACGAUCAGUGGAACGUACCAAGCCAAUUCGACUACGAUUACGCCGUGCUCAAUCUGAAACAGGAUAUCCAACAAACUGAGACCAUCAAAACCAUUGAGUUAACCACCGCUACACCCACCGCGGGCUUACCGGCCGACCUGACCGGUUGGGGCCGUACGGCGGGCAACAGUCAACUCCCGAUACCUCUACAGUAUCAGAGGUUGGCUAUUGUUGACUACAACGACUGUAACACCCGGUACGGGACCAUAAUGGAGGUGACACCUCGUAUGCUGUGCACUGAGCACAAGACCGCCAGCGUGUGUGGGGGUGACUCAGGUGGACCUUUGGUGGUUGCAGGUCAACUGGCCGGUAUUGUAUCAUGGACAAUGAGUGAUUGUAGACCUGAUACGACUGGCCACCCGAGCGGUUACGCCGAUGUGGCCAAUCAGCGAGCGUGGUUGACCGAGCGGAUUAUAUAAAUAUAUUUAAAAUGC